Molecule: messenger RNA, 526 nt
Organism: Staurois parvus
Lineage: Eukaryota; Metazoa; Chordata; Amphibia; Anura; Ranidae
Source: the annotation of a GenBank genome assembly
UUGACACUGAUCAGGAACCCACUGGAAUGGCAGUGAUCAGGAUGGUGUUGCAGUGAGGGACAGAUAUCUGGCUGCAAUGAAUGGCAGUGAACAGGAUCCACUGGUGUGGCAGAGAUCAGGGACACUUUAUGAACAGGCACACUGUAAGGUGAUCAGGGACACUGAUUGGGCCACUGUAUGGUGAUCAGGACACUGCUGGGCCACUGCGGUGAUCAAGGACACUGCUGGGUCACUUGUGUGGCGAUCAGGGACACUGUGGCGAUCAGGGACACUGCUGGACCACUGGUGCGGCGACCAUGGACACUGCUGGGCCACUGCGAUGAUCAGGACACUGCUGGGCCACUUGUGUGGCGAUCAGAAACACUGCUGGGCAACUGCGGUGAUCAGGGACACUGCGGUGAUCAGGGGGCACUGCUGGACCACUUGUCCGGCGAUCAGGGACACUGCUGGCCACUUGUGUGGUGAUCAGGGACACUGCUGGGCCACUUGUGUGGUGAUCUGGGCCACUGCGGCAAUCAGGGACACU